CUCUUUCCUGCUACUCCCUGUUUUUUAUUUUCUCUAGUUUCUUUCUUUCUUUAUUUUCUCUUCCAUUGAAGAGUCAUUUCAUUUCAGGAAGCUUUUCUUUGUAAGAAUGAAGGCGGCAAGGAGUAGAGCAGCUGCAACAAGGAAGGACAGCAAGGAAGCAAAACAGCCUGCUGAGAACAAGAUCGUAGGGAAGCGAAAGGUGGCAAGCCGAGCUGAUAAGAUUGACCAAAAACGCUCAAAGAACGUAACGUCAGCCAAGAAAGACCCGAAUAAACCAAAGAGACCUGCCACUGCUUUCUUUGUUUUUCUGGAAGAGUUUAGAACAAUUUACAAACAAGAACAUCCCAAAGUGAAGGCUGUCUCAGCUGUGGGCAAAGCAGGGGGGGAAAAGUGGAAAUCGAUGUCGAAUGAAGAGAAAGCUCCAUACAAAGCAAAAGCAGCAAAAAGGAAAUUGGAAUACGAGAAGCUCAUGGCAGACUACAACAAGAAACAGGAAACUACCGAUGAUGAGGAAGAAGCCGAUUCCGAAUCAUCAAAAUCCCAAGCGAAUGACAAGGAUGAUGAAGAGAGUGAGAAGGACGAAGAAGAUGAGGAUGAGGAUGAUGAUUGAAUCUGGGGUGGCUUCGGAUUAAGUUGUGUAAAUGAACCAAAAUACUGUCUUAGUGACUCUGUAUGAUUGUGUGUUUGCUUUAAAAAGUGUGUUUGGCUUUUCGUUGUGAAAGAAACAGCUCCUGUAUGUCUAUACUAGUCUCUUAAGCUCGUAAGGUUUACAGUUAUAUAUAUUCAGUCAGCUUUUAUA
This is a messenger RNA of Hibiscus syriacus, 799 nucleotides long. Its product is annotated as high mobility group B protein 3-like. The transcript has 8 exons. Lineage: Eukaryota; Viridiplantae; Streptophyta; Magnoliopsida; Malvales; Malvaceae. The record is from RefSeq and is a predicted model, not a curated record. Bases 107 to 610 code for a protein of 167 amino acids.